Messenger RNA from Henningerozyma blattae CBS 6284, 648 nucleotides. RefSeq lists its product as uncharacterized. NCBI's taxonomy places the organism in Eukaryota, Fungi, Ascomycota, Saccharomycetes, Saccharomycetales, Saccharomycetaceae. The record is from RefSeq and is a predicted model, not a curated record. The transcript has a single exon. Bases 1 to 648 code for a protein of 215 amino acids. Gene Ontology annotation, molecular function: protein binding.
AUGACCAGUGAAGUACCACAAGUUCCAUAUGGAUGGAAGGCAGUUUACGAUGAUAAGUACAAGAGAUAUUUCUACGUUGAUUUAAAGACUAAAGCAUCACAAUGGGAGGCACCAAGAGGAACUAAAUGGACUAGAGAAGAGGCUCCACCACCUUCAUAUACACAGACAGAGUCUCAACCACAACGUAUGCCACAACGUACUCCUCAAAGGAUGCCUCAAGGCAUACCUCAAGGCAUGCAACAAUCUGCAUACCAACAACCUGCAUACCAACAACCUAUGUACCAACAACCUAUGUACCAACAACCUAUGUACCAACAACCUAUGUACCAACAGCCCAUGUAUCAGCAGCCUAUGUAUCAACAACCAGUCUACCAACAACCAAUGUACCAGCAACCUGCAUACCAACAACCUAUGUAUCAACAACCCAUGCAAGGACAAAUGAAAUCUGGUAAGAAAAGCAAUGGUAUGAUGACAGGGUUAUUAGGGGCAGGUGCCGGUUUGUUGGCCGGUUCUAUGUUAGCACAUCACGAAGAUCGUGAAGAGGUUGAAGCAUAUGAGGAGGGUAGAUUUGAUGGUGCUAAUUAUGAUGGCGGUGAUUUUGAUGGUGGUGAUUUUGGUGGUGAUGACUUCGGGGGAGAUGGAUGGUGA